Molecule: messenger RNA, 1257 nt
Organism: Dictyostelium discoideum AX4
Lineage: Eukaryota; Evosea; Eumycetozoa; Dictyosteliales; Dictyosteliaceae
Exons: 3
Coding region: 1-1257 (418 amino acids)
Source: RefSeq, a predicted model, not a curated record
AUGGAUGAUUUAAAUAUUUUUAAAAAUAAUUACUUUAAAGCCGAAAUUAAUGUUGGAGGAACAAUUAUUGAAGACACUCAAAGUGUUAAAUGUCUAUUCCAUGGAAUAACUAAUGAACUAAUUAACCUAAUUGACAAUUCCAAAAAAGGAGACUUUAUUUUAUUUUGUGUUGCUUGGUUUACAAAUUUAGACAUUUUAAAAAAAUUAAAAUUGGCAAAGAAUAAAGGAGUGAGAAUAUUAAUUGUGAUAUUGAAAGAGCCAUGGUUAAUUAAAAAUACAAAACUAAUGACAAAAUACUCCAAUUUGAAUAAUAUGGAUGAUCUAGAAAAGAAAGAUUACCUUAAAAUAUUUAAGGAGUAUGGAAAUGAAUUUUGCCUAAAAAAAAUAGUUGACUGGAACUCUUUAAAUUUUGAAGAAGAUACGGUUCGAGUAUGCGGAAAAAUUCAAACAAAUCCUUCAGAAUAUAUUUCUCGUAUGCAUAACAAAUUUAUUGUUUUUGGUUCAUUUGAAAAUGGUAAAAUUGAGCCAAAAACUGUUUGGACUGGAUCUUUUAAUAUAUCUAUAGCUGCUGGGAAAUCAUUUGAAAAUGUUAUAAUAUUAAAUAGUACAGAGGCUGCAUCGCAAUAUCUAAAGCAGUUUUGCCUUAUUUUUUUUUUAUCCGAGCCUUUAGAGACUAAAAAUUUAAUAAUGUCCCCCAAUGUUACAUAUGACACUUUCAAAGCUAAGGAGAAUGUUCUUGUAAGAACCUCCUCACUUCUUGAAGAUGAAGUUGAAGAAGAUAAAAAAGUAUUCUGGUUUAUGUCAGAAAUAAUUAAAACUGAUACCAGUACUGGUUCCGCAACUGUUAAAUUUCCAAUUGGUUUUAAAGAAAAAAUCCCAUUCUGUAACAUUCAAAGUUCAAAAUUAAAAUUAGUUAAAUUAUUUAAAGAUUUUCAAAAGGGUCUUCUUUAUAUUAUUAAAAAUAAGGAUAAAAACAGUUAUAAAAGUGGAAAGCUAAUAGAAAAAACCAAGAAAGAUAAUGAAAUAAUCUUAAAUUUUGAAUUGGUUCAUGAAAAAAAUAAAAUAAUUGAAAAGAAAUUUAAUGGAAUAAUCUAUUCUUUGUACUAUUCAUGUAUGGUUUGUAUACCCAUUCAAGGUCAGCUUCAUCUUGAUCAAGAGUACCCAAUUGAAUUUUAUAAAGUUUUAAUUCAAAUCUUGGACCAAUUUCCUUUAAAAUUACAUUUUUAUAACCAUCCUUUUCAUAAAUAUGAUGUCUAA